Molecule: messenger RNA, 189 nt
Organism: Funneliformis caledonium
Lineage: Eukaryota; Fungi; Glomeromycota; Glomeromycetes; Glomerales; Glomeraceae
Source: the annotation of a GenBank genome assembly
AUGUGGCCUGAUGACCUACCGUUGUCAUAUGGUCUGGACGACAGAAAUUGGUCAGUCGUUAUGUGGUCUGACGACAAAAAAUUAGCCACCGUUAUCAUAUGCUACCCUUCUAAUGAUAUGUUUUCAGAUAUAUUCUGGGUAUGCAUUCAGGGAUUAGUCACGGACGAUGAUAUGCUUUCAGGUAGAUAA